CAAAAAAAAAAAAAUUGUCUGGAAAUCAAAGCAAACACUGGCCAUAACCGCAGCAUCGGCAGCCGCCGGACGGAAGCAGCUCUAGGAAGGGGAGGCAUACGCCAUUCUGCGAGCUCAAGGCAAGAAAUGGGCGCGCUCUGCCUUCUCUGCCCGUGCCCAUCCACGCCGCCGCCCUGCCCAUGCGGCACCCGCGCGACCGCGCCUUCCCCUUUCUUCUCCUGUGCCCCCACCGCUGCCGCCACAAGGCUGCAGCUCUGCGGCAGGAGCCAGAGGCGCGCCGGCGUGGCGCGUGUAGGUGGCGGCGGCGGGGGCAAAGGGGAGAGUGGCAAGACCGGCGCGGCGGCGUUCUUUGAUGAGGAUGGGGUGGUGGACGACAUGGAUGGGUACCUCAACUACCUGUCUCUCGAGUACGACUCUGUUUGGGACACCAAGCCUGCCUGGUGUCAGCCUUGGACAAUAUUGCUUACGGGAACUGUUGUAGUCGCCUGUAGUUGGGUGCUUAUUCAAUCUGCUGUAAUUACUGCUGGAGUUUCUUUUGUAAUAUGUGCAUGGUGGUACAUAUUUCUCUACUCCUACCCUAAGGCAUACACCGAGAUGAUAGCAGAGAGAAGAAGAAAGGUAGCAAGUGGAGCUGAAGAUACCUACGGGAUGGAGAAAAUCCAGUGAGGAUCUCCGGCAGCGCUGCUUGUAGAGUACAGUACUCUGUUGUGUCUUGCAUUUUCUUGCUCAGAGUGAUAGUUAGAAUUGACCGCAGGCUGUGGCACUUAGCACGAUUUGUCUGUAAAAAAUGUAUUCCCCAGAAAUUGCAACAAUGAAUCAUGCUGCUUGCUUUGUUCAUAACUUCA
This is a messenger RNA of Sorghum bicolor (sorghum), 845 nucleotides long. RefSeq lists its product as uncharacterized. The record is from RefSeq and is a predicted model, not a curated record. The transcript is spliced from 3 exons. The coding region runs from base 127 to 666 and encodes 179 amino acids. Gene Ontology annotation, cellular component: chloroplast. Lineage: Eukaryota; Viridiplantae; Streptophyta; Magnoliopsida; Poales; Poaceae.